GAGGCCGCUCUUGUGGCCCCAGCCCCUUCGGUGGCGGUGGAGGCUCCACCGGCCCCCCCAAACUCCCAGGAGCCCCCGCUGGUGUCCGCGGCGGCGUCCCCGAUCUUCCUAAGGGCCGGCCGAGUCUCUCCUCCAGACAGGACACUCCAGGAGGGCCCCCUCCUCCGGUCCCCAACACACCCCGACCCAACCAGAGCUUCCAGUCUCGAGGGGGCCCGUCUCCGCCGUCGCUCCCAGCAGGACCCAGACCUGGCCACGCCUCCGGGGCCCCUCCUCCCAGUGUUCCUUCAGGGAGGCACGGACUCCUCCCUCCUCCUCCAGGAGGCUCCUCAUCGGGACCCAGACCAGGAUUCUCUGCGCCUCCUCCUCCACCCCCAAACAACUCAGGGGCCAGCCGAGGGCCCGUGCUUCCACCAGGAGGCCGCUCUUGUGGCCCCAGCCCCUUCGGUGGCGGUGGAGGCUCCACCGGCCCCCCCAAACUCCCAGGAGCCCCCGCUGGUGUCCGCGGCGGCGUCCCCGAUCUUCCUAAGGGCCGGCCGAGUCUCUCCUCCAGACAGGACACUCCAGGAGGGCCCCCUCCUCCGGUCCCCAACACACCCCGACCCAACCAGAGCUUCCAGUCUCGAGGGGGCCCGUCUCCGCCGUCGCUCCCAGCAGGACCCAGACCUGGCCACGCCUCCGGGGCCCCUCCUCCCAGUGUUCCUUCAGGGAG
Messenger RNA from Plectropomus leopardus (leopard coralgrouper), 712 nucleotides. The record is from RefSeq and is a predicted model, not a curated record. NCBI's taxonomy places the organism in Eukaryota, Metazoa, Chordata, Actinopteri, Perciformes, Serranidae.